This is a messenger RNA of Hyalella azteca, 1763 nucleotides long. RefSeq names its product ATP-dependent RNA helicase HAS1. Gene Ontology annotation, molecular function: ATP binding; nucleic acid binding. The transcript is spliced from 10 exons. The coding region runs from base 149 to 1747 and encodes 532 amino acids. The record is from RefSeq and is a predicted model, not a curated record. Gene Ontology annotation, biological process: maturation of LSU-rRNA from tricistronic rRNA transcript (SSU-rRNA, 5.8S rRNA, LSU-rRNA). Lineage: Eukaryota; Metazoa; Arthropoda; Malacostraca; Amphipoda; Hyalellidae. Gene Ontology annotation, cellular component: nucleolus.
UGUGCUCGAUUGCAGCGCUAAAAACAGUCGUCCUUCAUGCCAAUUGCCAACGCCUUCCUUUCCCUUGGGGCCUUGGGCUGUUGUUUAGUUUUUUAGAAGCUGUAUUUUUUGGCAGCAAGUGUCCAGCAAUUACCUAUAUAUAAUUAUAAUGCCGCAAACGCUGCAGAGUAAACUAUUAAAUAAGAAGUUGAGAAAAGUGUUAGAUAAGAAAAAAGAACUUACUGUGAAUGAUGGAACUGCUCACUUGCCAUCCUCGUGUAAUGGCACCACAAGCAGAACAUAUGCAAGCAUUGAGCACCUGCUGGCUCCCCCACUGUACCAGGCCAUCAUGAAGAUGGGCUUGACGCACCUCACGGAGAUUCAAAGCCGCGUGUUUGAUCUUCUCCUCACAGGACAAGACAAACCUUCUAUCAAAGCAAUUGCCAAAACUGGUUCAGGCAAAACUUUGGCAUAUUUAAUACCUCUAGUGCAACUAUUACAAGAUUUAAAUGUUGAUGCAUCAACAGGUACUGUGGCUAUUGUAGUGUGCCCCACCAGAGAGUUGGCCAUGCAGACAUAUGCUGUACUCAAUGACCUCAUGCAGUUCUGUAAACAGCGCCCUGGUAUGGUGCGUGGUGGCGGUGUCAAGAAGGAUGAAGCUAAACAGUUAUACUGGGGAUGCAGCAUUGUGGUUGGCACACCAGGCAGGCUGAUUGAUCAUCUCUAUAAUUCAGAAGGUUUUAUUUAUAACAAAUUCCUUUCUUUGGUCAUUGAUGAAGCUGAUCGACUUUUUGAGAUGGGAUUUGAGAAAGAAAUGAAGAAACUUCUUGAUAAAUUGGGUCAAUCUGGUAAUGGUCAUCAGACGCUUAUGUUCAGUGCAACAGAUGACACCAAAGUUCAGAAGCUGGGCAGCCAGGCUUUCUACAGCAAUAAUAAAGGAGUGCCUGUACAAAUCAUUGACUUAAGGCUAUCACAAGAACAAGCCACUGUAGGGCAGUUGCAGCAAGAUUACCUAUUUUGCCCAAGUGAAAAAAGAUUCUUCGUUUUAUAUUGUCUACUGGAGAAUCUUCGUGCCAAGAAAGUGAUGGUGUUUGUUAACUCCCGCCACAGCAUUGCUCUCUACCAAACACUGCUGAGCAGUCUUCAUUUGCAGUGCCACUGCAUUCACGGCCAAAUGUCACAAGAGGAGCGCAACGUGAUUUUCAACAGGUACAACAGAGAAGGUCAGGGCGUACUGCUGUGCACGGACAUCGCAGCGAGAGGCUGGGAUAUUCCUGUAGUGGACAUCAUCAUCCAGUACGAUCCGCCUGAUGACCCGAGGGAAUACAUUCACCGCGUGGGGCGCACGGCGAGAGGAGGGCGGGAGGGGAAGGCGCUCGUCUUCCUUCGUCCCGAGGAGUUCGAGUUCGUGAACUUCAUGCGCGCGCACAACGUGCAGCUCACCGAGAAGACGGUCGUGUGGCCGCUGCUCGAGAAGUACCAUGCUCAAGAUUACGCUAAGAUGCAGGAGCUAGUCGAUCGCAAUGGCUUCAUGAAGACCCUAGCCAAGACCGCUUUUACGUCGUACAUCCGCUCCUAUCUCUCGCAUGGCAUCAAGUACAUCUACAAUAAGAACAACCUCGACCUCAACAACGUUGCAAGGAGUUUCAUGUUGAAGGAAUCCGUAUUCAAGAGCACUCAUGACGCCAUGGAAUUCCAAACCAAACGUGAGAAGAAGAAAGCCUUUGGAAAACAAGCUUUUAAAAAGCCUUAUGAUAAGAGAUCAUAAUAAAGCUGUACUUUUA